Molecule: messenger RNA, 6366 nt
Organism: Homarus americanus (American lobster)
Lineage: Eukaryota; Metazoa; Arthropoda; Malacostraca; Decapoda; Nephropidae
Gene: cyst
Product: rho guanine nucleotide exchange factor 18-like
Biological process (GO): regulation of Rho protein signal transduction
Molecular function (GO): guanyl-nucleotide exchange factor activity
Source: RefSeq, a predicted model, not a curated record
GUCUAACUACCAGUAUGAGGACGAGUCUACCAACAAGAGAAGAAAAAGAGGAUCUAUAUUCUUUAGGAAGAAGAAGGACAAGCCUAAGAAGAGCUCCCAUCAGUUCGUGUCUGUCUGCUACAGUAACUCAGCCACCUGUGACGUGUGUAGCAAGCCUAUGACCAACAAGCCGGCCCUUCGCUGUGAGACGUGUCAGGUGUGUGUGCACGAGAACUCUUGCAAGGAUCAGAUCUCGGACUGCUCCAAGCUCAAGAACCCCAAGCACAUCCAGCUGGCGGCAGGACUCACAACUCUGGUCAUUCAGAAGCCAGGAGGCACUGUAGGACUGACGACCACCACCAAGAGUGCCAGCCUUGGGUCAUACGUUGGGUCAGGUACGAGCACCACCUCAGGGUCAUCAUCCAAGUCCCAACAGGCAGCAGUAGCCAGGUCGAGGUCCUCAGCGGCCCAUUCCUCGUCACCCACCCGACCCACCAGCGUGUCGUCACCAAGUGGCUGCGUGUCCUGGCCCGCACGGCCUGCUAAUCCCCCGGCCCGCCCCAACAGUGGCUGUGUGUCCAGCCCCGUCCGUAGACUGUCCGGCUUCUCCCAGUGGAAGCGAGUGGCUACCAAGUUGGGAGUCAACAAGGUGCAGAGCGAGGAGAAGGAGGCAGAGUUGCUUCCUCAUGAUGUCGCAGACGCCAAUAUCUUGGAGGUCAAUUCUGCUUCUAUGGAAUCUUUGGAUGAUGGUGGAAAUGAAGAGCCAAGUCUAGAUGAUAUUGAUGCUGAUCCCGAGUUAAGAUUAUUGGACAAGGAACCUGAGCUUUGGGUCCACACCGUUGACAAGGAAAUUAUUGAGAAAUUGACGGAAAAGCAAGUGAAGAAGCAAGAGCACAUCUAUGAACUUAUCAUAACAGAAAAACAUCACUGUCGUAUGCUCAAAGUUAUGCAGAAGGUAUUUGCAGAAGGAAUGUCUCGUGAGCUUAAUAUGCAAGAGUCAAGAAUUAAAAGAAUUUUCCCCUGUUUGGAUGAACUUAUAACAAUACAUUGCUCAUUUCUUUGGCGGUUGCGACAGAGACAGAGAGGCAACAAGUAUAUUGAAACAAUUGGGGAUCUUUUAAUAGACCAGUUCAUGGGUGAUAAUGCACAGGGACUUAAGGAUGCUUAUGGACAAUUCUGCUCACAACACCAAGAUGCUGUCUCUUACUAUAAGGACAUGCUCAAAACUGACCGAAGAUUUCAAGGUUUUAUCAGACAAAAGUCUUCACAUCCUCUUAUGAAGAAGAAGGGAAUUCCAGAAUGUAUAUUGUUUGUAACCCACAGAGUAACCAAAUACCCUUUAAUGCUUGAAGCACUAAUGAAAUACAGUAAAGACCAAGAAGAGGAAUUAGUCACAUUGAAAAAGGCCCUCGACCUGGUGAAGGAAAUUCUUGUAAAUAUCAAUGCUCAAGUAGCUGAGAAGGAGAGAGAACAAAGAUUAUUAGAAAUUUACCAUAAAAUUGAUGCAAAAUCUUCUGCAAUAUACAAAGAUCACAAAUUCAAGAAAUCUGACUUCUUUUCUAGAAGUAGAAAGCUCAAGUUCGAAGGCUCAGCUAUGUUGAGUCAACAAAAAGGAAAGCCAAUAAUGGUGCAAGUAGUGGUUCUGUCAGAUUUAGUGUUCUUUCUAUUGGAAAACAACCAAAAAUACUCCUUCUUUUCUCCUGACACUAAGCAAGCCGGUGUUAUCCCCCUAGGGAAACUUAUAGUACGGGAAAAGGCUGGCGAAGGGUCAAAGGUCAUCUACCUCAUCUACUCCAAAAAUUCUGCAGAAAUGUUUGAGUUUGAAUGUGCUCACCCCAAGGAUAAGAAGAUAUGGCUAGAAUCUAUAAGAGAAGCCAUUGAGAACUGCCCAGAUGAGGAUGAUAUGGGUGACAACUCGGGUGAAUGUUCCAAAUUGCAUGAGGCCAACAGUGAAAAAAUCAGGGAGCUGACUGGUAUCCUACAACACAAAGAUAAAGAUCUGGCAAGAUUAUGCGAAGACAAAAUGGGUGUAGUGACAGAACUUUUAGAAUUAUUAGGACAUGACGAGCUCCCACCUACCACUCAAUACCGAGCUCUACUGGACGAACAGCAUUUAGAUCAUAAUGCUGCCCGGGAUCUCCAAAUAAAUUCACUGACUGAAGCCCUAAGAUUAGUAACUGGUGCUUGCGGGUGGGGCACAAACCUUGCGCGUUCAGUUAGUUCCGUUGGAGAACAUCAGAGUGAAGCCUAUGUGUCCCCUAGUUUACCUAAACGUGCAGAAACUUUUGGGGGUUUUGAUAAUCCAAACAAAGAUGCCUCUGGACAUUCUGCAAAACAAUCAGGUGGUAAGAAGAAGAAGGAUAGCCGUCUGUCACUCACAUCAACUGGCACUGCUGAAAGUGAGAUCAUAGAGAGCCUCAAGAACCGUCGCCCCUCUGGCAGUACACUUGCAGUUCGUUCUUCCCAGGAUAAUCUGAGUAUUGUUUCGUCUCUAUCAGGAGAUUCCAUUAGCCAGCAGCAACAACAGGAUGUGGCAGCUAAACUCAUAAAUUGGCUGCAUAUAUCCUUGGUGCUGAGUCAACAUCAUCUUACACAGUAUGAUUUAUUGAGAUCAAAAGUGGUAGUUGGUGGUGCAUCAGUAGAUGGUCGUUUCCGGCAUUCUCAGAAACUGGAGGAACUGCGCAACAUUCAAGAACAAAUCAGUCAUGAACGAGCACAAUGGACUAAAGAAAGAGAUGCUCAAGAAAAAUGGAUUUCUGAAAAGAAAUUAGAAAUCCAGAAAAAGCAGGAUCAGUUACGUUGUGAACAACAAGAUAUUCAGCAACAGCGUGAAACUUUAUACCGGAAGUUGGAAGCCCUGAAGGCCCAGGGCAUCAUCCUUAGUCCCACCCUAACUGUGCUUAACACUACUCCACCUACCCACAUCAUCCAUGAUGAACAUCACAUAGGUACUGUGGGUGGGUGUACAAGUGAUGGUGGGCAGAUGACUCAGGGAUCCCCACAUAAUUCACCAACAAGCACAGCAGCCCCAACACGCCCACGUACUGACCACAAGCACCGUAAUUCCACAGCUUCCCUUGGAAACCUCAUCAAGCGUGAUUCCAAUCAGUCUUUACCCACACACCUCAUUUCAGCUGCAAAUCAGCAGAAAGCAUCUAUAUCAGUGAAGCAACAGCUGCCCAUGAAGUUAGCAAAGCUUGGUAGCAGUAGUAGCUCAGGCUCUUCAUCAAGUAGUGCCGGAGGCGCAUCCUCCCCAAAUCAAGAUCAUCGACCUCACAUAAGUACAGCAACUAGCGGUGGUGUACAACAAAUGUUACCCCUAAAACUAAGUCAAGGACCUGGAGAGAGUAAAGGCUCUCGGAUGACUGUGGGGUACCAGCGCCUAGCAUCUCCUCCACCUUCCCUUCAGGAGCCUUCUCCUGGUCAUUCACACCAACGCACAGGUUCAUCCCCAGCAACACUACAGAAUGGGUCUCCGGCCACAAGUCCUGGGGCACCCUCAUCCACUGCCACCACCCAGGGUGCCCGUGCUACCCGCACUAACACUUACCCUAAGCUGCCCAGCAAACCUUCUGUGCCCACCACACGUGCCAACACCACCCCAGAGGCACAACAGGAAGGGUCUGGUGUAGGCUCAAGCACACGCCCUGGCCAGCGUAUUAAAGACCCUGACACUGACCAGGACAUCAUAUUCUUCUAAGAGCUUCUCUCUAGUUAGCUUUUCUAGGGUUCAUAUUGGUUCAGUGGUAUGACGAUUCAGCUUUUUUUAUCAGCAGAAUUGUUAUACUUCUGUCAACCGUGAUUAGUAUCUGUCCCUGUGAUUAAGGCAUUCCUUCCUUUAUACACACCACCACUGUUACAUGACCCUUAGUGUUUAUUAUAUUAUUAUUGCUAAGUGUAUGCUGUGAGUCUGGGACUUGUACAUAGACACGUACACACCCACACACUGUCUUCCGGCUACUGGUACACAUCACUGGUGGGAGCCUGUACUUUCGUGUGAUAGGUGCACCCUGAAUUAUCCCUUGGCAGAUGCUGCUUAGCAUGUAUUGAUGUGCAAGGUCGAUGGUUCAAUAGUCAUACUAAGCUAUGAUAGUUACUUUUUUAUAUGAAUACAGAAUGAAAGAGAAGCAAAUGAUGUAAAAAGUUCAAUAUGUUUGACCUGAAUGGCUAUUUUUACAUAUAUGUAUGAGAGAUAUGACUGGUUGCACAUUCCUGUGGCCUUUACUGCCCCCCCUACCCCCUGCGUAGGGAAGGGAGCAGCCUCAAGGGGAGAGAGGCUGCUCGGCUUCCAAAAUGCAUUCUUGUGCAGGCUGCCUCGGGUAGUGUGAAUACAGCUAUGCUGUACAUUUUUAAUUCUGACCAUUUUAAUUUUUAUUUUAUAUAUAUUUUAUAUAAAUUAUUAGGGUUUUAAUUUAGGUAGAAUAUAUUUAAUGAUAACUCCAUGUAGCCAGGAUGACAGUGUGUACAUUCCAAAGAAUAAUGAUUUCCAUGUUGUAAUUGCUGUAUGUUAGCCCAGAUGGAAUAUAGGGUAUCCUAAUAUCUAACAUGUAUCUAGAAUUCAUUGUUCUCCUAAAGCUCAAUGUGUAUCAGCCGAAACUUCCAGGCACGGUUGACAAAAAACUAGGUUUGAAACUGUGUAUAGCCAGUGUAAUGCUAUGUUAAGAUGGGGUUUAACUUGUUGUGCUGAAUGUUUAGGUCAGUGUACAGUGUAAUUAAUUAUGACCAGCACAAACAACAUUCCUAGGGGUCAUUUUUGUGCAUUUGAUAAGGACCUAACUUUGAUAAUAUGUACAGAUAUUUAUGCAGUGAAAUGUGAGAGUAGAUGAUUUGCAUCACUUAUUGCUUCAUCUCUGUUGAUAAUAUGAUCCUUGGCAAAGGAACUGUGUUGAGUUACUAUCAGUCCAUAAUUGUGACAUUAUCAGCAAAAGUGAGCUUUAGCAACUUAUUAAUUUUGUAGGUCACUUAAAUAAGCCAUAAUUUACUAUCCUCAACUUUUGGAACAUCAGGCUUCUUUAAGUAUUAACAAGCUGAAUUUUGCUGAUGUGUUGCAUUAUAGUACCUCGGCUUAACCUGAUGGAAGCAAGAAAAAUCAAGGUUGCUGUUACCUUCCUCUUUGUUACUUUUAUAAAGAGAGUUUUGCCACAACACUACCCAUAAGGCUACUUUUACUUUCAAUUGGAUCAACAAUGGGCAUUGGAUGAAAAUUGUAUGUGGCUCCUUUUCUCAUUCACAAUACAGAAAAUGAGCCAUAUUAAAUGUCUGUCCAAUCCUCAGGUUUCCAGCUCAUGUUCAUAUUUGGUCUUCCAUUCCACUGUGCUGAAUAUGCUUCACAAGGCAGUCUGUGGCCACAUUCUGAAACCGUAGUAGUAGAUUAUUUCAUGAUUCUCAUAAGUUAUAUGGCAUUCUUUUUUUGUUAGAGCCAUUAUCAUUUCCUACCAUUUCUCACUAAAGGGUACCUAUAGUAGUUGAGAAACAAUGUAGCUAGUCUGAAGCCAAGAAUAGCAGUGUGUAUCUCUGUAAUUCUUUGUUCAUACAAUUUUUAAGUGAAGUCAGAAUAAGUCUCAUUCUCUAUUUAUAAAAAAAAAAACUUAUGUUGAUUAUACAGUCAUUUAUGAUUGUUCAGUUUUAACCAUUACCUUUAUUUUGAAAAGGUUAAUGAACUUUUCCUGAAAUUUGUUGUAGGCUCUUUAUGAAUAAUCUGUCUAUUGUUAUUGAAGGUAACUUUUCUCACAGGUAGGUAUCAAACUAUCUGUAACUUUAUUAUCUAGCUACCUAAUAAAUAAUAUGGCAACUCUCUCAACACUUAAAGCAAAUAAGGGAUCAGCUUCCCAGUUUAUCAAAAAGAACAUUCCAUAGCUUACAGAGAGUGCUCCAGAAACGUCACACUAGAAUUGACCACUGUUCUGUCCACUAGAAUAGCGUCCUUUGUUCCGGGGGGAAAUAUAACUUCUCUUUUAUCUUAUUGUUCUCUAAUCUCCGUAGCCAAUACCCAUCCCUCUAUGUAAACCAAAGUUGCAGUUUUCCUGUUGAAUUCUCACUGGCAUAGACAUUGUCAGUCAUAUAAUCCUCAAGAACUAACUUGGUGCUUGAAUAGUAUAUGGGAAAACGGUGCAACUUUCAGGUCACAAAGGGGACCAUCUGGAACCAGUCAGCGUAAGUUAAACUCUAGUGUGUCAUUUUUGAUAGCAUCAUAUUCAAUCAUAACUAGGCAUCAGUGAAGCCUGGAGUCAGUUUGGCAGCAUGUGAUAUUAUAAUAUCAGUGGACAAGACUCAGUCAAGAUAUCUAGAGAUUGAUCUGAUAUGUAAAAGCCUUUGCUCUUGAGCAAAAGCAUUUUAAUACAUUAUUUUGUGAAUAGAAGUCCAAGGAAUAAACUGUUUAUCAUGUUA